This is a messenger RNA of Ilyonectria robusta, 1415 nucleotides long. RefSeq names its product fungal cellulose binding domain-containing protein. Gene Ontology annotation, molecular function: cellulose binding; hydrolase activity, hydrolyzing O-glycosyl compounds. The transcript has 4 exons. The record is from RefSeq and is a predicted model, not a curated record. NCBI's taxonomy places the organism in Eukaryota, Fungi, Ascomycota, Sordariomycetes, Hypocreales, Nectriaceae. The coding region runs from base 1 to 1287 and encodes 428 amino acids. Gene Ontology annotation, cellular component: extracellular region. Gene Ontology annotation, biological process: carbohydrate metabolic process.
AUGAAGUUGACCACUGUGGCAAUCGCUUCCCUCGUCCACUCCGCCCUGGCGCAGUCGCCAUUGUACGGCCAGUGCGGUGGAAAGACAUGGACUGGCGCAACGACCUGCGUCUCCGGCUCUGUUUGCCAGUUUUACAAUGACUACUAUUCUCAAUGUAUCCCUGGCACAGGCUCAGUGUCCAGUUCGACGACUCUCAGAACGACAACUACAACCUCUGCGACGAAGACCGCUACCUCGACUUCCAAGCCCCCAACAGGGACUGGCUUUCCAACCACGAGUGGAACUCAUUUCACCAUCGAUGGUGUCACAAAGUACUUCCCCGGUUCUAAUUGCUACUGGUGUAGCUUCCUCCCCCUCAAGAGUGAUGCGGAGUCGGUCAUGUCCCAUUUGGAGCAGGCUGGCCUGAAGAUUCUGCGAAUCUGGGGCUUCAAUGACGUGAACACCAAGCCCAGUGACAGCACUGUGUGGUUCCAAUACCUUUCUUCGUCGGGUUCGGAGAUUAACACUGGCGCCAAUGGUCUCCAGCGUCUGGAUUGGAUCGUCGAGGCUGCCGAAAACCACGGCAUCAAACUCAUCAUCAACUUUGUCAACAACUGGGACGACUAUGGUGGCAUGAAGGCAUAUAUCAACGCUUUCGGAGGCGACCAUGCUGGCUGGUACACGAACACGCAAGCGCAGGCACAGUACCGCAAGUACAUCCAGGCCGUCAUCAGCCGAUACAGCAGCUCAAGCGCCCUCUUUGCAUGGGAGCUGGCCAACGAGCCCCGUUGCCCAGGUUGUGAUACUGGCGUAAUCCACAAGUGGGCUACGGAGAUUUCCCAGUAUAUCAAGUCCCUGGAUCCCAACCAUCUAGUGACGCUCGGUGACGAGGGUUUCGGUCUCCCAGGAGACGGCAGCUAUCCUUACACUUACAACGAAGGAGUGGACUGGGAGAAGGCGCUCACCAUCGACACACUCGACUUUGCCACUUUCCACCUGUACCCCACCUCUUGGGGCGUGUCCACCGACUGGGGCAACGGCUGGAUUAAGGCUCACGCUGCACUCUGUGCUAAGGCUGGAAUGCCGUGUUUCUUCGAAGAAUAUGGAAUGACAUAUGACCAGUGCGCUAUCGAGAGCGUGUGGCAAGACACCUCUUUGGCAGCGGAUGGAAUGGCAGGAGAUGCCUUUUGGCAGCUUGGCGACACUAUUAGUACUGGACAGAGCCACAACGAUGGAAACACCAUUUACUACGGCAGCGAUGUCUGGACAUGCUUGGUUACGAACCAUGUUGCCGAUAUUCCAUCCUGAUGCAGUGUGAGCUGUUGAUGGCUGGUUGUCUCAAAGUUGAAGGAGGAUGGUCUUGGGCUCUCGCAGAAAAAAAAAUACUCUUUCUAUAAAACAAACCUUGUACAAAGAAAUUGGAACGUCUUUCACAA